CUACACUCACCAAACGAAGCUCAUUGUUGUUGCGUUGCUCUUACUCCACACAUCGGCUUCCUCUUCUUCCUCUUCCCCUGGAGCUGCAGGCAUGUUGAAACCACUGUUUCAAUACAUAGAUGACCACCAAAAUCAGUUUGUUCAGGUGAGGGACGGGCACUCUUAUGACAUACCUACUCUCUGUUACUGAACUGUACAAUGACACAAAUAUACAUGUUUAUGUGCUGUAGCGAGGUGAAUAGAGAGAAACCAAAGCAAAGUAAUGAGAGAGAUAGAGAAUGGGGGGAGUGAGAGAAAGAGAGUGAGAGAGAGGGGGGGGGGGGGGUUGAAAUGGGAAUGUGGUUUAACACUUCAAAGAUAAAUACUGUGGUAUCUGAUUAAGUCAUCAAAAUGAUUCUGAAUGUGGGUCACAUUCAGGUUUCCCGAGUGACGCAGUGGUCUAAGGUACUGCAACGCAGUGCUAGCUGUGCCACUAGAGAUCCUGGUUUGAAUCCAGGCUCUGUCGUAGCCGGCUGGGAGACCCAUGGGGCGGCGCGCAAUUGGCCCAGCGUCGUCCAGGGUAGGGGAGGGAAUGGCCGGCAGGGAUGUAGCUCAGUUGGUAGAGCAUGGCGUUUGCAACGCCAGGGUUGUGGGUUCGAUUCCCAUGGGGGGCCAGUAUAAAAAAAUAAUGUAUGCACUCACUAACUGUAAGUCGCUCUGGAUAAGAGCGUCUGCUAAAUUACUUAAAUGUAAAUGUCAGUGGUGCUGUUGCAGUGUUCUCUGCAAAUAUUCCUGACCUAGACAGUCUAUGGCUGUGUCCAGUUAUUAUUAUACAAUCUAUGCCAUAUUCUGACCCUCUCCUGGUUGCUGCCUGACUCAGAGGCUGACGGAGUGGGUUGCUGUCCAGAGUGACUCAGGAGAUCACACUAAAUGGGGAGAAGUUGAAAGAAUCCUGAACAUGACAGCAGUGAGGAUCCAAGAGAUGGGAGGCAUAGUGGAGUUAGCAGAUGUAGGCACUCAUCAGGUAGACUACAAUACACACUCAGUUUGUGUGAAAACACUCACCACCAGUCAUACGUAUUAUUCUCCAGAUAAUGGAGUAAUAUUCUGUCUUAAAAUACCUUUUAAAAAGCAUGUACCUUUCCGGUCUAUCACACAAGCUGCCCAGUGGGGAGACUGUGCCGCUUCCACCAGUGAUACUGGCUGAGUUUGAGAGGGACCCAAAGAAAUCUACUCUCUGUAUCUAUGGCCAUGUGGAUGUCCAGCCAGCCAAGAUGGCGGACGGCUGGACCACUGACCCUUUCAAUCUAACAGAGAUCAAAGGUAUUGCUGCAUGUUACAUGCCAUGAAUGGAGGGGUUUGAUGUAGGUCCAAAACAAAAACAGAAGCUGGACAAAAAUAAAGUCUAUUUUGAGAAAACGUAAUGUCCACUCACUGUUUUGCUGGGCCAAAAUUUGAUAUUUUUAACAAAUCAAAGUUUGAUUACUUAGAAAAAAUAGGAAAGUCCACUCACUGUUUUGCUGCUCCCAUAUGGGAUCUUUUAAUAAACCUUAGAUGAUAUAAUCACAACCAGGUUGCCUGCCUGCCAUUCAUAGGCCAGCUUCAACUAGCUCAUGUACCCUGGUAUUACAAGUGUGAUAAUAUGAGGAUGAUGGUGGCUCAAGGUUUUGGUUCCCUAGGUAACCUGUAUGGGCGAGGGGCCACGGACAACAAAGGGCCGGUCCUGGCCUGGCUUCAUGCUGUGGAGUCCUACCUGGCCACAAAGAAGGUUAGGAUUUGCCCUGAAACAACACAGCUGAAAUCUGAAUCUUUAUGUUUCGCUAGCAGUCUCUAGUUAGUUUUCAGACAUUCUCUAACCCAUUCAGCAUUGCUUUACAUAGUGGUGCUCUGUAGCUCAGCUGGUAGAGCACGGCGCUUGUAACGCCAAGGUAGUGGGUUCGAUCCCCGGGACCACCCAUACACAAAAAAAUUUUUAUGCACGCAUGACUGUAAGUCGCUUUGGAUAAAAGCAUCUGCUAAAUGGCAUAUUAUUAUAUUAUUAUUAUUAUUAUAUUACAUAGCAAUGGUUAUUAAAGGGUUUCUGUAAUCUAUGUAUCAUAACCUGAGUGUUUGGAGUAAUCUGUGAGUCUGAGUAUAAAACAAUUUAUGGGAUUGUAGUGGAGUCAAACAGUAUAUGAAUAAGAGAAGAGUGACUUACUGGUAGGAUUGCCUGGAUCUAUUGAUUUCAGGAGAUACCAGUAAAUAUAAAACUCAUCAUUGAGGGUCUGGAGGAGGUGGGCUCAUACGGUCUGUUGGAGUUGACCAGGAAGAGAAACGACAGCUUCUUUGCAGAUGUGGACUUCAUAGUGAUCUCUGACAACGUGUGGGCGACCAGAACCCCAGCCCUGACCUACGGAACCAGAGGGAGCAGCUAUUUCUUUGUGGAGGUGAUGAUAUACAGUGGGGGAAAAAAGUAUUUAGUCAGGCACCAAUUGUGCAAGUUCUCCCACUUAAAAAGAUGAGAGAGGCCUGUCAUUUUCAUCAUAGGUACACGUCAACUAUGACAGACAUAUUGAGAAAAGAAAUUCCAGAAAAUCACAUUGUAGGAUUUUUUAUGAAUUUAUUUGCAAAUUAUGGUGGAAAAUAAGUAUUUGGUCACCUACAAACAAGCAAGAUUUCUGGCUCUCACAGACCUGUAACUUCUUCUUUAAGAGGCUCCUCUGUCCUCCACUCGUUACCUGUAUUAAUGGCACCUGUUUGAACUUGUUAUCAGUAUAAAAGACACCUGUCCACAACCUCAAACAGUCACACUCCAAACUCCACUAUGGCCAAGACCAAAGAGCUGUCAAAGGACACCAGAAACAAAAUUGUAGACCUGCACCAGGCUGGGAAGACUGAAUCUGCAAUAGGUAAGCAGCUUGGUUUGAAGAAAUCAACUGUGGGAGCAAUUAUUAGGAAAUGGAAGACAUAAAAGACCACUGAUAAUCUCCCUCGAUCUGGGGCUCCACGCAAGAUCUCACCCCGUGGGGUCAAAAUGAUCACAAGAACGGUGAGCAAAAAUCCCAGAACCACACGGGGGGACCUAGUGAAUGACCUGCAGAGAGCUGGGACCAAAGUAACAAAGCCUACCAUCAGUAACACACUACGCCGCCAGGGACUCAAAUCCUGCAGUGCCAGACGUGUCCCCCUACUUAAGCCAGUACAUGUCCAGGCCCGUCUGAAGUUUGCUAGAGUGCAUUUGGAUGAUCCAGAAGAGGAUUGGGAGAAUGUCAUAUGGUCAGAUGAAACCAAAAUAGAACUUUUUGGUAAAAACUCAACUUGUCGUGUUUGGAGGACAAAGAAUGCUGAGUUGCAUCCAAAGAACACCAUACCUACUGUGAAGCAUGGGGGUGGAAACAUCAUGCUUUGGGGCUGUUUUUCUGCAAAGGGACCAGGACGACUGAUCCGUGUAAAGGAAAGAAUGAAUGGGGCCAUGUAUCGUGAGAUUUUGAGUGAAAACCUCCUUCCAUCAGCAAGGGCAUUGCAGAUGAAACGUGGCUGGGUCUUUCAGCAUGACAAUGAUCCCAAACACACCGCCCGGGCAACGAAGGAGUGGCUUCGUAAGAAGCAUUUCAAGGUCCUGGAGUGGCCUAGCCAGUCUCCAGAUCUCAACCCCAUAGAAAAUCUUUGGAGGGAGUUGAAAGUCCGUGUUGCCCAGCGACAGCCCCAAAACAUCACUGCUCUAGAGGAGAUCUGCAUGGAGGAAUGGGCCAAAAAUACCAGCAACAGUGAGUGAAAACCUUGUGAAGACUUACAGAAAAUGUUUGACCUGUGUCAUUGCCAACAAAGGGUAUAUAACAAAGUAUUGAGAAACUUUUGUUAUUGACCAAAUACUUAUUUUCCACCAUAAUUUGCAAAUAAAUUCAUUAAAAAUCCUACAAUGUGAUUUUCUGGAUUUAUUUUCUCUCAUUUUGUCUGUCAUAGUUGACGUGUACCUAUGAUGAAAAUUACAGGCCUCUCUCAUCUUUUUAAGUGGGAGAACUUGCACAAUUGGUGGCUGACUAAAUACUUUUUUUCCCCACUGUACCUCAUUUGAUUGGUCAAAUUAAAAUAUGACACACUCUACCAGGGUACCAUUUGUUCAGUAUCUUUCUCUGUUAUGUGUUUUAGGUUGAUGGCCCUAAACUGGACCUCCAUUCUGGAGUGUAUGGGGGUUCUAUCCAGGAGCCCAUGUCAGAUCUGAUAGCCUUACUGGGUGAGAUACAGAGGCGUUUGACUGACAGCUCUUCCAAUCCUCAAGAAAAUAUAGGCUCUACUCUCUUGUCUGAUAGUAAAAAUUAACAUUUCAUUCCAUUAUAGUUCAGGUCAGAAGUCCCUGCACCAAGCAAGAAAUUAAGAUAAAGUUGUAUAUGAGCUAAGGUGCUUACCCAAACUCAGUUCUAGUUAAAACAUGUUUCAUCCAAAAAUGUCUUCAUUAUUUCUUAUUCCUCCCAAACAGGAAGUCUGUUGGACCACACAGGUAAGAUCCUAGUUCCUGGGGUCACUGAUGAUGUCGUGCCCCUCACUGAGGAUGAGAGGAAGCUCUAUGACAAUAUCAGCUUUGACCUGGAGGAGAUGAAGAGGGUGGCUGGGGUCAAACACUUCCUACAGGACACUAAGGUACUGGGUACUGGUGCAACCCUAAAGGAAUGACAGGUGCAACUGUGACUCAGGUUUGGGUUGGUUGAGAGGACUAGCCUGGCCCCAGUCUGUUUGUGCUGUCUUACCAAUUUUGGUCAUUGUCAUGCCAAACAUAACAACCAUUGGAGUUGGCUAUACUAAACUAAUCUGGGCGUGAGGAGGAAGACGUGUUUGGUCAGUGGAUACUGUAGAAGUCGAUGUUUGACAGAGGGUGAUUACUCUUUUUUGGAUACACACUAUCUGAGCUAUAUAACAUGAUACAAACAAACUGUGUUCAUUAAUAUGCAGGAGGAUGUCCUCAUGGCUCGAUGGCGUUACCCAUCCCUGUCCAUCCAUGGGAUCCAGGGGGCCUUCUCAGAUCCAGGCACCAAAACUGUCAUCCCCAAACAGGUCACAGGGAAGUUCUCCAUCCGACAGGUCCCCAACAUGGACCCUCCAGAUGUGGAAAGGAAGGUACAGAGUGUCUACCUGUCAUGGUUUGAAUUACAGGGGUACCAGGGUUGUUGGGACAGGAGCAUAACCAUAACAAGGAUCAAAAUACAAGCAUGGACAUCCUCGUAACCCCUGUAACCAGUGAGUGAUUAGUAAGUGACUAUAAGUUGCUCUGGAUAAGAGCGUCUUCUAAAUGACCAAAAUGUAAAUAUAUGAGUCUCUGAGUAAGUGUACAGUAUAGAAACGGUGGCCCACUCGAUCUUGGUCACUCCAAGAGUCAAUGUGUAUAUUUAAAACCCUGAAACGAAUGCUAACAUAACCACCCUCUCCAAGCCUCCAUGUCCAACUCUCCCCUGUUACAAUGCCAUGUUUCACAGGUGAAGGAGCACCUUCAGCAGGUCUUCUCCACUCUAAACAGCCACAACAGGCUGAGGGUGACUGCAACUGUUGGGGCUAAACCAUGGGUGGCUAACCUGAAGGACCCACAAUACAUUGCCGGACAAAGAGCGGUCAGAGAGGGUCAGUUGUAGAGGCCAUUUACAUAACCUCUCUCAUUUGAAACCAUGUCUAACUUUAUUGUUUAAGUUAAGAUGUGGUUUACCCUUGUGUUAGUGUUUGGAGUGGACCCGGAGCUGAUCCGUGAGGGCUCCACCAUCCCUAUCGCUCAGAACUUCCAGGAGGAGACAGGCAAGAGUGUGAUGAUGCUGCCCAUAGGUGGCCAUGACGACGGAGAGCACUCUCAGAAUGAGAAGAUCAGCAGGUAAGAGGAGAUGAGAAAAAGAAGAGAUACGAUUCCAGACAUGUUUUCACCCCUAAAUUCGUUUUUUAGUUUGUACACGGCAAAUUAAUCAUGACAAACAUCAACACAGAUGUAGUUCAGUUCUUGUUCAGUAAAAUACUGAAUCCUGUUUUUCUCUCUCAGGUACAACUACAUUGAGGGGACGAAGCUGUUUGCGGCUUAUUUUUAUGAGCUCUCACUACUACAGUAG
Molecule: messenger RNA, 6038 nt
Organism: Coregonus sp. 'balchen'
Lineage: Eukaryota; Metazoa; Chordata; Actinopteri; Salmoniformes; Salmonidae
Source: the annotation of a GenBank genome assembly